Messenger RNA from Carassius gibelio (silver crucian carp), 2709 nucleotides. It is a transcript of the gene hid1b, whose product is annotated as HID1 domain containing b. The record is from RefSeq and is a predicted model, not a curated record. The coding region runs from base 81 to 2525 and encodes 814 amino acids. NCBI's taxonomy places the organism in Eukaryota, Metazoa, Chordata, Actinopteri, Cypriniformes, Cyprinidae. Gene Ontology annotation, cellular component: membrane; Golgi medial cisterna; Golgi trans cisterna. The transcript has 19 exons.
CGCCUUCGUCGCUAUAGGAUUGGUAAUGUGGCGUCGUUUUCACCUGCGCUACAGGUGCGCGGUGGACAGAUCCGAGCGAGAUGGGUAAUUCAGACUCCAAACUGAACUUCAGAAAAGCGGUGAUACAACUUACAACCAAAACACAGCCCGUAGAGGCCUCUGAGGAUGUGUUCUGGGACCAGUUCUGGACUGACGUCAACCUGACUUCACAGGAUAUUUUUGCUCUGGUUCCUGCUGCUGAGAUCCGUGCAGUGAGAGAGGAGUCUCCAUCCAAUCUGGCAACCCUCUGUUACAAGGCAGUGGAAAGGCUCGUGUUGAACGCAGACUCAGGCUGUGUGUGUGAGAGAGACAGGCAGACAGUACUGAGCUGCAUUCGUCUGUUGACUCGGAUUCUGCCGUAUAUCUUCGAGGAUCCAGACUGGCGUGGAUUCUUCUGGUCCACUGUACCAAAAGUGGGCAAGACUGUGGAUGAAAGCGAUGACGAGGGCACACGGCCGCUGGCGGAGUCUCUCCUCACAGCUAUAUCUGAUCUGCUUUUCUGUCCUGACUUCACUGUGGAGAGCCACAACAGGACCAGUGCGGAUGGGCCUUCUGAUAUCCAGUCCAUAGACAGCUGUGAGUUCAUCUGGGAAGCUGGUGUUGGAUUUGCUCAGACUCCGCCUCUCAAUCACACCCAUGACUCCAACAGGGCAGAGUUGAUGAAGCUUUUAUUGACGUGUUUCUCAGAAGAAAUGUACCAGUCUCCAUCUGACACACACACACUCAACCCCUGGGUCUCGUUCUUUUGCUCUAGAGAAAACCGACAUGCCCUGCCGCUCUUCACCUCUCUUCUUAAUGUGGUAUGUGCGUAUGAUCCGGUGGGGUACGGCGUCCCGUACAAUCACCUGAUGUUCUCUGACCAGAGAGGGAUGCUAGCGGAGCUGGCGCUUCAGACUCUGAUCGUUUCAUUAGAUCAAGAGCUCGUUGAUAACUCCAACACCAGCCCGAACCUGAGCACCAACACUGACACCUGUUCUGCUGAUUACAACAAGAACACAACUGCUGAGGGAUGCCAGACGACAAGAAGCGAAAACCUGUUUGUAAACUACCUGUCUCGAAUUCACAGAGAAGAGGACUUUCAUUUAAUUUUGCGAGGAAUCAGCCGGCUGCUCAAUAACCCCCUGCUGCAGACAUACCUGCCCCAUUCCUGCAAGAAAAUCCAGUUUCAUCAGGAGCUGCUGGUGCUCUUCUGGAAACUCUGUGACCUCAACAAAAAGUUCCUGUUCUAUGUGUUGAAGAGCAGUGAUGUGCUGGAUAUUCUGGUACCAAUUCUAUUCUAUCUGAAUGACGCUCGCACCAAUCAGUCACGUGUCGGUCUGGUGCAUAUCUGCGUGUUCAUCUUGUUGCUGUUAAGUGGAGAGAGGAAUUUUGGGGUGCGUCUGAAUAAACCAUACAGUGUGCGAGUGCCGAUGGAUAUUUCGGUGUUCGCUGGGACUCAUGCCGACCUGCUGAUAGUGGUUUUCCAUAAGAUCAUCACCAGUGGACAUCAGCGACUGCAGCCCCUGUAUGACUGUCUGCUCACUAUUAUAGUCAAUGUGUCUCCUUACCUGAAAAGCCUGUCUAUGGUAGCAGCCAACAAACUACUACAUCUGCUAGAGGUUUUCUCAAGCCCGUGGUUCCUGUUCUUCUCACCUGUUAACCAUCACCUGGUUUUCUUUUUGCUAGAAGUUUUUAACAACAUCAUUCAGUACCAGUUUGAUGGUAACUUUAACCUGGUGUACGGCAUCAUCCGCAAACGCAACCUCUUUCACCAGCUGGCUAACCUGCCUACAGACGUCAGCUCGAUCCAGAAAGCCCUGCAGAGGAAAAGCAGGAGCAACAGUACCCAUAAUGCCGUCUUCAUGGAGACCAACAACCCCUGCAACACUCCCUGUAGUGAAGCCCCAUAUAAAACCACACCAGUUCAAACAGGCACUCUGAACGCCAGCUUGAAGGCCAUGCCACGCAUUGAUAAACUAACCGAAACCUCACAGGUUUCUGAGGAUGGAACGACACUCUCACUGCAGCAGAGUGACUCGGCCAACGACCAAUCAGAUCACAGCUCUGAGACCCGAGUCAGAGACACUGAGCCGACCUCAGGUGAAGAUGAAAAGAAGAGUGAAACCGGAGAUUGUGAUGGGUGUCAGAAACGAGUGUUGUCUUCAUCAGACUGGACUCCUACUCCAGACUGGGUCCUCUCCUGGAAGAGUAAACUUCCUCUGCAGACUAUAAUGAGACUCCUGCAGGUGCUGGUGCCUCAGGUGGAGAAAAUCUGCAUUGACAAAGGUUUGACGGACGAGUCUGAGAUCCUGAAGUUUCUGCAGCACGGGACUCUGGUGGGUUUGCUGCCGGUUCCUCAUCCCAUCCUCAUCCGCAAGUACCAGGCCAAUGAGGGCACGGCUCUGUGGUUCCGCACAUACAUGUGGGGCAUCAUCUACCUGCGUAACGAGGAUCCUCCUGUUUGGUACGACACUGAUGUCAAGCUGUUUGAGAUCCAGAGAAUUUAAUGACACCGAGAGAAUCAACUCAAUAAAACGGUCUCCAUCUCUCCAGACUGAACACAUUCACACAGAUUUAAUUAAACUUGAAGCUUUCACACUAAAAUGUAAUGCAGUAAAAUCAAAAGUUUUGUUUUUCUGACUUUUUUGUGUUGUGUUGUGUUGUGUGUGUAUAUAUAAACGAAUGAAUGCA